GUUUACAUUCACAUGCGGCCCGCGCCCAGCCUCUCGCCGCCACCGACCGACGCUUCACUCACCUGCAGUUGAUAACCAACCUCUUUGCCGUGAGCACGCUCCACGCUUCACGCUACCGGUUUUGAUCGCACCUCUAUAGUGACGUACGAUUUUGAAUUCGAAAUUUUCGAAUGCAACGAAGUUCGUUCAUCAAUUUUUCGAAAUUUAAAAUUAGCAAUAAUGGACUCUGAACUGUGUGGCUGUUUAUUUUUAUAAUUUUUUAAAGUGUUCGUUUUUUCUUUACGUUUUGAUCAUUGUACUUUUUUAAAAGUGUUAAGGGAGUGAAUGUGAUAUUUUGGAAAACGCCCGGAAGGACGGGUUAGCUCUUCGUUCACGCUUCCGUGACAGGUAAUGCAAGAGAUCACUACAAUAACUUUACCGUGAAACCCAGUGACAUUAAGAUCAACACUGCAAACGCCAUUAAAAUUCAAAAAUGACUGUAAAGAAGACAGCUCGGACGGGUGGCUUCGCAGCCAUGGUUGCGCGUCAGAAGAUGCACAGCGUCAAUCAACAAAUCGAUAUUAUGGCUAUCAGUAAACCAACCUCCCUACAAGCAUAUAAUAUAGUAGUCGGCUUUAAUGAGAAGGACCAACUACAACUAUUAACUAAAGAAGAUAUUACAGACGAAGACAAAAAACUUAUCAAGGAUUACACAGAACUAAAAGCAACCAAAUGUGAAAAUAUUUCAAUAGAUGAUAUCACAAACUGUGUGAACAUCGAAAACUAUCCCAAUUGCGAUAACACUCUAGUCUUUUACGUAACCAAAAAUAUCAACAAGGAAGCCAUCGCGCUCAAGUUCGAAAACGAACAAGACUUCAAGAGAAUAUACUUCACUUACAAAUACUUCAAAAUGCGGAACCGACUGACGAAAAACACGAACAACUAUUCGAGCAGUGAAAACUUGUUUUCUAAAAAGAAAACUUAUGACAUUUUCAAAAGCAGAAAGAAUAGUAUGGACGACUACAGUUUGUUUGAAAAGGGACGCAGCAAUGAUUACGAUUUAAUGCAAACUACAGACAACGAUGGUAUCACACACUUAUCGGUGCAACAGAAGAACAAUUUAAACAAUCGAUUCGAGCAGCCGAUGAGUUUAAUUGGAAUAAGGAACGACAUGCAUGACGUAGGUGAGAUAGACAGUAUAAUUUACACAGACAUAGAAAUACCAUCAAAACCUGAUAGAAACAGAUUGUUUAAUAAGAAAUCCAAAGCACCUCCACCGCCAAUACUAAAAGAUAGUCAAACUAAGGUGUUGAAAGGAGAAUUUGUAAGAGUAAACAUUGACCGAGCGCCGGACAUAAUACCGAAAGAUAACAAGUUGAAUAAGGUGCCGGACAUUCUAAUGUUCAGAGAUAAUAAAUCAAAUAAGAAGAACGCGACGAGCAAUAUCUGGCCAGCAAGUAAUAAAGCCUUAGCUUAUGGAGAGGGAUUAGUGAAUGCUAAAACUGACCUGGGCCUUGUUAAUAGAUCAACUCCUAAUCCCAAAUCGCUCUCUCUCGUCACACUCAGGGCGGGAAAUGUGACCGGCUACGAGUCAGACCGCGAAGAGUGGAAGAGCAGCCGAUCCCAGUUCUCAACGACAGCGUUCGAUAGCCUCGCCAGGCCGACCAAGAUGGCGAUGGCGCUCACGUUAAGAAAACCCCAAAGAUUGGAGCCAGUACCACAGUAUUAUAGAAUGCCAAGCGAGCAGAAACCAAAACUAACACCAAUGCCAUUUAGACCGAACAACUUCCUGCAGCGACCACCCCGACUGCCGCGACCAAACCCUGACAUGAAGAGGAACUUGCUUAGCACUGACCACAGGAAAUUCACAUCUCUGCAAAGUCUGGAGAUACCUAAGAAACUAAGCGAACCGAAAAAGCAACCGAUGGAUGUAAAGAAGAACAAUUAUUCAAAUAUUUCCCACAGAAUCACCGGCUUGACGAAUAAAUUAAGAGAUUUAGGUAACCCUAGCAACACUCUUGGUAGAUUUAAGGCCCAGUCUCAUGGUGAUGUUGCAAAUUUGAAGCCUGUCUUGAAGAUGAACGGACAGGAUGGAGCAAAGAGGUCUGUAGUCAGGACCUGUAGUGCGGAGCCACCAAAGAAAGUAACGUUUAGCGCGUUUGCUACGGUUCAAGUUGUAUAAGGUGUAAAUCUAAUUUCGAUAUUAGUGGUACUGGUCUGAUUUCACUGAAACUUAAAAUGUAAAAAGGAAAAUAAAUUGUAGGUAUAUCUCGUUGAUCCAAUAAUGGUGAUCUCGACUUGAGAAAUUAG
Molecule: messenger RNA, 2289 nt
Organism: Spodoptera exigua (beet armyworm)
Lineage: Eukaryota; Metazoa; Arthropoda; Insecta; Lepidoptera; Noctuidae
Source: the annotation of a GenBank genome assembly